Molecule: messenger RNA, 1006 nt
Organism: Dioscorea cayenensis subsp. rotundata (Guinea yam)
Lineage: Eukaryota; Viridiplantae; Streptophyta; Magnoliopsida; Dioscoreales; Dioscoreaceae
Product: leucine-rich repeat protein 2-like
Exons: 7
Coding region: 85-723 (212 amino acids)
Molecular function (GO): protein binding
Source: RefSeq, a predicted model, not a curated record
CCAAGACCCACCCGCGCGUUGACCGUCAAAACCACCACCAUCUUCUCCAUUAUCACCACCUUCUCCUCCUCCUCCUUCUCUCCAAUGGCUUCCCUUCUCCUCCCCUCCCUCCUCCUCCUCCUGCUCGCCGCCCCUCUCGCCAUCUCAACCAACUCCGAAGGUGAAGCUUUGCAUGCUCUGAGGACCCGUCUCAGUGAUCCCCGAGGUGUCCUACAAAGCUGGGAUCCCACCCUUGUUAACCCUUGCACUUGGUUCCAUGUCACUUGUGACAACCACAACCAUGUCAUCCGUGUGGAUUUGGGGAAUUCCAACAUUUCUGGACCACUGGGUCCUGAACUCGCCCAGCUCAAACACCUCCAGUAUUUAGAGCUUUAUAAGAACAAUUUUGAGGGAACAAUUCCUGAAGAGUUGGGUGAUUUAAAGAACCUUGUAAGCAUUGAUUUGUAUGACAACAAUCUCCAUGGUAGUAUCCCUAAAUCCUUUGGGAAGCUGAAGACACUCCGAUUCAUGCGUCUCAAUAACAAUAAACUUACUGGAUCGAUUCCGAGAGAACUUGCCAAAUUAUCGAACCUCAAAGUCUUUGAUGUUUCAAAUAAUGAUCUGUGUGGAACUAUCCCAGUUGAUGGUCCUUUCCCCACCUUCUCUUUCCAAAGCUUUGAGAACAACAGCAGACUCAAUGGACCGGAACUGCAAGGACUGGUAGCAUAUGAUUUUGGUUGCUGAAUGAACUAGACUGAGCUCACUUGCCAGCGUGUAUACAUACUUAAAAAUCUUCUACACAGACUACAGCUUGUUAAGCUUGACCAUUAUGCGAAGACUAUUAUAUAUAUAGACUUCUGGAAGGGAGUUAUUAGUAAAAUAUCCCAUAUGUUAAGCUGAUGCCAUAUAUAAAGUGAAAUUGUUGUUCAGGUUGAUAAAUUUAUGUAUUCUGAAUUGCAUGUCUUCUAAACAGAAGUGCUUUCUUCAAUCAGAAAAUUAAUGCUCUAUCUACAUUUCUGUUGGUCAA